Messenger RNA from Perca flavescens (yellow perch), 2563 nucleotides. Its product is annotated as serine palmitoyltransferase 2-like. The coding region runs from base 236 to 1942 and encodes 568 amino acids. The record is from RefSeq and is a predicted model, not a curated record. Gene Ontology annotation, cellular component: serine palmitoyltransferase complex. Lineage: Eukaryota; Metazoa; Chordata; Actinopteri; Perciformes; Percidae. Gene Ontology annotation, molecular function: serine C-palmitoyltransferase activity; pyridoxal phosphate binding. The transcript has 12 exons. Gene Ontology annotation, biological process: ceramide biosynthetic process; sphingosine biosynthetic process.
UCCGAUAUAAUUUAUGGGCGUUGAUUUCCUGUCUCGGUUUGUUUUCAGGUCCCGCUGAGUGUGUGUGUUAUGUGUGUGCGUGUUGCAGCCUACGUGUGUGUUGCGUGUGUUCGAGAGUUUGUGGUGUGGUUGUAAACGUUGACAGCUCGGAUACUGUCACCGCCUUGCACCACAGGCAGGCACCGUACGUCCUACAUGCGAGUAAACGUAGCGGUUCCACAAUCGUCGGCGAGCAAUGACCGAAAGCCCCACGACCAAGCUAGUCAACGGAGAUGGGUGUCCGCGUGUAAAGAACGGACUGAAGCCGGAGAGAAACGGCUUGGAAAAGAGCCUCCACUGCUGCCAUGAGCGGCAGCCCAAGCACCACUGCCACCCCGAGGAGGAGGAGGUCCAUGCAGCAUCACAUGGUGGCCUGUACAGCCGGCCCUUCAUUGAGUCUUUCGAGGAGACGCCCAUGCUGGUGGCAGUGUUCACCUACAUGAGCUACGGCAUUCUGACCAUCUUCGGCUACCUCCGCGACUUUCUCCGUCACUGGAAGAUCGAAAGGUGCAACAUCGCCAGGGAGAAGGAGGAACAGAAGGACUUUGUGCCGCUCUACCAGGAUUUUGAGAACUUUUACAACAGAAACAUCUACAUGCGUAUAAGAGACAGCUGGAACAGGCCCUUAUGUAGCGUCCCGGGGGCCAAAAUGGACCUGCUGGAACAAGUCACCUACGACUACAACUGGACUUUUCAUUACACAGGUCGGGUGAUGCAGGAUGUGAUUAACUUGGGCUCGUAUAAUUACCUCGGCUUCGCUGACAACACCGGUCCGUGUGCUGACUCCGCAGCCGAGGCCACCAUGAAGUACGGCGUCGGAGUUGCAAGCACCAGGCAGGAGAUUGGUAACCUGGACAGACACGAGGAGAUGGAGAAACUGGUGGCUAAGUUCCUGGGCGUGGAGUCAGCCAUGACGUUUGGGAUGGGGUUUGCGACCAACUCCAUGAACAUACCGGCACUGUCUGGCAAGGGCUGUCUGAUUCUGAGUGAUGAACUGAACCAUGCCUCUCUGGUCCUGGGUGCCAGACUCUCCGGGUCCACCAUCAGAGUCUUCAAACACAACAAUAUGCAGAGCCUUGAGAAACUGCUGAGAGAGGCCAUCGUUCACGGGCAGCCCAGGACUCACCGACCAUGGAAGAAGAUCCUCAUUGUGGUAGAGGGCAUUUACAGCAUGGAGGGAAGUGUAGUGCGCCUGCCAGAAGUGAUUGCCCUGAAGAAGCGCUACCGGGCCUACCUUUACCUGGACGAGGCCCACAGCAUAGGGGCGCUGGGGCCGAGAGGGAGAGGGGUAGUCGAUUACUUUGGCUUAGACCCCUGUGAUGUGGACGUCAUGAUGGGCACUUUUACCAAGAGCUUCGGCGCUGCAGGGGGAUACAUCGCAGGGAAAAGGGAGCUUAUUGAGUACCUGCGCUCCCAUUCCCACAGUGCAGUCUACGCCACCUCCAUGUCUCCUCCGGUGAUGGAGCAAAUCAUCACUUCUAUGAAGUGCAUUAUGGGAGAGGAUGGCACAACAAUGGGCUGUGAACGGGUGCGACAGCUGGCAAAGAACACAGUCUAUUUCCGCAAGAGGCUUCGAGAAAUGGGCUUCAUCAUCUACGGCAACGAGGGCUCACCUGUCGUACCCAUGAUGCUCUACAUGCCCGCCAAGAUAGGAGCGUUUGCCAGGGAGAUGUUGAAGAGGAACAUCGGGGUGGUGGGCGUUGGCUUCCCCGCUACACCCAUCAUCGAGUCCCGGGCACGCUUCUGCAUCUCAGCCGCCCACACAAAAGAUGUGCUCGACACGGCGCUGAGUGUCAUCAAUGAGGUAGGAGACCUUCUUCAGCUCAAGUAUUCCCGACGCAAAAUACAGCCGUCUUUGGCCCGGCCCUUUGAUGAUAAUGUGUAUGAGGACAUUGACGACUGACGAACCACUCCGCUCCUAAAGUGGCGUGAACCAGAACAACCCCAGAAAACAUAGAACAGGUCAAGAUGGAUUCACAAGUCUUCCACAAGGACCGAGAUGUGGACAGGUGCCCCUUGUCACUCGCUUGCCAUAAUGUAACCCCCCCCAACAAAAGGAAAACACGUAAAACUAUUGUCUUAUUCAACUUUGCCUUACAUAACCAUGCCGAACUUGGUGUGUGUGUGUGUGUGUGUGUGUGUGUGUGUGUGUGUGUGUGGAUCUAAAGUGAACUUCAUCGGGGUAAAGUUAGAUUACUUUCGAACAUGAAUCAGAAGGCUUGUUCUUUCAUCAGUACCGUUCAGAUCAGUGAUCACUGCCAUAGGCCGAUAGCAGAAAGCACUGGAUGUUGCAAUGUUUACACAAGGCCGCGUGAGUGACCAGAUUUCAUUCCUGUUUGUUUGUUAGCAAGAUAUCGUACCAAGUAAAAUGGAUUUUAAGGAUUAUGUAAAUAAUGAUCCAGAUCUGGACUGCCGUUGGACGACUAUAGAGUUACAGCUUACUCUAUUAAAGGUCCCUUGGCAUGAAAAUUUCACUUUGAGUUUUUUUUACCAUUAAUAUGCGUUCCCCCCCAGCCUGCCUAUG